AUGCAAGGAAACUAUUACAUUAGAACAAAGUAUCAUCAUUGGACUGACUUGAUAUCACUGGUCAAACAUAAACAGUUUGGAUUGUUACGUGAUCGUAUCAAACUCAACUUACAUAUAACAAUCAAUCGUCAAUCAAAGACUAAACAUGGUUCAAUCAAGGCAUUGUGCGAAGCCAGAGACAUUGAUCAUGACACAUUCAUUGACGUGUACAACAAGUAUCAACGAUACUUCUGUGACGCUAAUACCUUGCGAUGGGCAAUCGAGUCUGAUAACCUGGUCGUUGUACAGACAUUGAUCAAUCAGACACAACCAAUAUCAUUUGAACAAAGUGAUGAGUUACUCAAAAUGGCACUGGCAAGUGGAUCACUCAAUGUUCUCAAGUACCUCAUUGACUUGGGCCGAUUCAACAAUGAAUCACUCUGGACUGUACAUGUUGACAGGGUGUUGUUGGGAGAAGUGUUCAAGCAUCCUUCGGUACUUGACAUUCUUAAUGAUCCAAACAACACUCAGUUGCCAAAGGAGUUGGUCACCAAGAUUAAAUCAAAGACAAGAUUGUACUUCAGUGAGAUCAGGGCAACAGGUGACCAAAGAUUAAUCAAUGAACUAUUGAUCAAUAAUGGUGCGAUCAACAGUUUGAAUUCAUAUGAUUUAUCGUCAACAACUUGGACCAUUCCCAAAAAUAUUACGCCCUCUGAACAGCUGGCACACUUUGAACGGAUACUCAAUAGUGAUAUCAAGGUUGAUGAUCACGAGAUGAUAUUAUCAACCUCAAAGAACACUGCUCAAUCAUUAUUGGAUAAACUUGGAGUAGUCUUGGAUACAAUUGACGAGCACUGUGUGAACAAGAUUGAUGAUGCCCAACUCAUCAUCUUUAUCAAACUGGAACUAAUCAAUACCCGAAGAGAGAUGACUCAUGACAGGUUGGUGAAUUAUGUGUAUCGCGAAUAUAUCACCACAGGCGACUUCCAACUCAUUCCAUUCUUCAUGCGACCAGGAAGAUUUGGUGGUUUCGAUGGACAUCGUGCUCAGACAUUAUUCCGAAUGAUCACAUCACAUGGCAACACCACCCAGGCAAUGGUCGCGAUGGAGUAUAUUAACAAGACUAGAGAUACUUACGUAUACGGUCGACCACAUGAAUUUGAUCCCUUCACAGACCAAUUCCACUGCUUCAACACGGCCAGUGACAUGUCGCGCAGCUUCGAGGUCAUCAAGUAUCUCAACAGCAAGAAUGCCGUCCAGCCUCUCGACACACUCCGACCCAGAGAGUUCAGAGGUACAAUGGAGAUGUUGGAGUUCAUCCUGUCUGAUGUGAAUAAGAUAUUCCCAAUCAAUGUGAUCAGGAAUAAGUUGUUGGUUCUAGACAACAAUCAAUUGGAGUAUAUAUUCAAGACCAAACCAGAGAUAUUACAGGACAAAGAAUGGGAGACUAUAUUACAAUAUGUAGUAGUAUUGGCACGUCUGGAUCUGCUCGGCACCUUGCUCAAACAUGCCCCUGAUGUCACAAGGUUAACAUCACUGACACAGUGGGCAUUCCAUUAUACACUUACCAACCGAGGUCGAUACAAUGAUAUGAUUAGGAUGAUGGUCGAGCAUGGCAUCAAACCAAACUUGGCAAUAUUUGCACAAAUUGGCCGACUUGGCGAUGUUGAACUCUAUGACUACUGUCUCAAAUUCUUUGAGCGUCAUGAUCAAGAUGCCUUGCCAUAUGGGUCAGCGAAUGGCACAGACCUUUGUGACGCUCCCACCAACGCACUCGUUGGAGCGAUUGAGCUUGGACAUGUCAACAUGAUCAAACAUUUAUAUCAACAACAUCAUAUGGAUUCACAAAUGAGAGAUAGACGACAACAUUUGGAAGCUGUUACUAAUGGAAACAAUGAGGUGUUGCAGUUAUUGUUCAAAGUCGAUCCGCUUGACCCCGAGAAAGACAAGAAGUACAUUGAUGAGUUGUUUGUGGUUGCAAUGAAUGAGGGCCACAUCGAGACACUUGACUGUCUCCUCAACAAUGUUGAUCGAGUCUCAAAAGCAAGAUUCAUGUCGACCAAUAUCAUUAUCAAACCAUUGAUAGAGUUGGGUAAUGUUACAAUGUUGCAGCACUUGGUGGAUAUUGGUGCAUCGUUUGACUUGAGGAGGGUACACACCAUGAAGGUGUACAAGAACAACCAGACAAUUCAAUCAAUAGUCUCCCAUUACAUAGACCAGACUGCCAACUUGUUGAGGAAACCAAAGCAUCUAACCAAACGCGAUCUUGAGGCAUCAACAUCAUCAUUAGCACAGAUGGCAAACAAGAAGAAUAAGAAGAAAUAA
Acytostelium subglobosum LB1 is the source of this 2304-nucleotide messenger RNA. RefSeq lists its product as hypothetical. Gene Ontology annotation, molecular function: protein binding. The coding region runs from base 1 to 2304 and encodes 767 amino acids. The record is from RefSeq and is a predicted model, not a curated record. The transcript has a single exon. Lineage: Eukaryota; Evosea; Eumycetozoa; Acytosteliales; Acytosteliaceae.